UAUAUGCUCCUUUUCUAUCGGAGUGUUAUGAGGAAACAACAUGAUCAUUUUUUCCAUUGUUGUCAACCAUGGCUAAUUCCUUGUCUUGUUUUCAUAUUUCCCUGUUAAUCUCUUUGCCACUCCUGUUGCCUCUGCUCCCCUCCUCUGGGGGGUCCUUCGUUUAAUGCUAUCAUCUGAGGGACCCUUCGUCCCUUUGUUUUAGUUUCUUCAUCAUCUUUGUUUCUUUCUGUCAUUGUUUGUUACAUAUGACAGCAACGUUAAUUGUUCAGAAUUUUUGUUAAAUAUAUAUAACCUUUCGUUGAAGGUUUGUUUAUUUAACUUAUUCUGGAUUCGGAAAGCAUGAAUUGCUUCCCGUGUUGUGGCCCUCAGAAAAAUAAACAAAGUAAUAGUAAGAGGGAGCAUGGUACUACAACAACGCAGGAAGUUACUUCUGCAUCAAAAGCACCCGAUAUGAAGAAACAAAGGGGGGAUGAGCAAAUGCAAGGAGACGCGACGAAUAUUAACGCGCAAAAUUUCACUUUUCGUGAGCUAGCGACAGCGACAAAGAAUUUCCGCCAGGAAUGUCUUCUUGGUGAAGGAGGCUUUGGAAGAGUCUAUAAAGGGGUUAUUCCUGCAACUGGACAGGCCGUGGCUGUUAAGCAACUCGACAGACAUGGGACAGAAAACAGCAAGGAUUUUCUGUCUGAAGUUGCUCUGCUGAGUCAUGUUCAUCAUGAAAAUCUUGUCAGUCUCAUUGGUUAUUGCGCUGAUGGCGAACAACGUCUUCUGGUAUACGAAUACUAUCCUGCCUAUACUCUUGAAGAUCGUCUUCUUGGGAAUAGACCGGAUGAGCCGCCAUUGAAUUGGUUUGAAAGAAUGAGAGUAGCGGCAGGUGCAUCUAAAGGACUAGAAUACUUGCAUGAUAAUGCCAAUCCACCGGUUAUAUUCCGCGACUUGAAAACAUUCAACAUCUUGUUGGGUACUGAAAAUGAUCUUAAUGCGAAACUAUAUGAUUUUGGAUUGGCCAAGCUUUGUGGUGGAGACAAGAUGAACAAUGCACCUCCAAGAGUUAUGGGAACAUAUGGUUAUUGUGCUCCUGAAUAUACAAGAACAGGUCAAGUUUCCUUGAAAUCAGAUGUAUACAGUUUUGGAGUUGUCUUGCUUGAACUUAUCACUGGUCGACGCGCCGUUGAUACCACAAAGCCUAACGAAGAGCAAAAUCUAGUUUCAUGGGCACAACCCUUAUUUAGGGACCCGAAAAAGUAUCCAGAUAUGGCGGAUCCACUUCUCAAUAAGCAUUUUCCAGAAAAGGAUCUUAAUCAAGCGGUUGCAAUAGCAGCAAUGUGCUUGCAGGAGGAACCAGAAGCCCGUCCUUUGAUCGGUGACGUUGUAACCGCUUUGAGUUUUCUAUCGACGGCUCCAACGGAACCUAUUCCACCACCUUCACUCCCCACUGCCACCUCUAGGCAUAGCACUGCUACUGAAAGCGAAUAUGACAGUGAGAGUGAAUCAGAAGGAGAAACUUCAGAUGAUGAAGACACUGACUAUGAGGAAGACAAUGAAACUGCUCAAAAUCAUGUCGCAGCCGGUGAAAAAUCUCAGAAAAGGGCGACUUCGAAGAAAUCAAGCCGAAAAAGCAGCACAAAAUCAAGGAACGAAACUACUAGUAAAGAUUCAGCAGAGGGAAGUGCUUCUUCCAGUGGCAAAACCAGUAGAAAAUGGCAAAGCUUUGUUGGUAAUUUAAGCCAAAAGUCAAACAGCAGCUCAAAAAAAUCUUCUAUCAAAGAAAUAAGCCAGAAGAGCAGCAAAAAAACUUCAAUCAAAGAACUAUGCCAAAAAAGCAGUAGAAAAUCUUCCAACAAAGAUUUAAGCCAUAAGAGUAGCAGAAAAUCAUCUGCUAAAGUUUCGAGUCGCAUGGAAUCGGAAGAUGGAAGCAUGAAUUCGUUUCAUAGAAGUGCCUCAAGCCAAUAUACAAGCAGCAGUAUGUCUAGCAGCAGCAGAGGAAGUGGCAGUGUUCGCUCGGAUGUUAACGGUAGCAGAAGGACAGAAGAGAGCAUGCGUUUAGCCAUGGAAUCUGGCGAUGAGGGAACCAAUCCUCCUUUCGAUCGUAUGAGUAGCAGUGAUUCAGAAAGGCGAUGAGGAGAGUAUAACGUGUUUUACAUUUGUGAUCAAGCAUUGGUUGCUACUUGCAAUGCUGAAGAACAGACAAGCACAUACUUUGACAUGGUGCUUUGCAUUUUGCUGCUGGAUCAUGCCACAGAAGUGUUGCCAUUUAACCAAUAUGCGGAAUUUCUUAUCGAAACUCAAACUUGAAAAUUCAAGAUUCCUUUAAAUCUAUUGUUUUGUUUAGUAGGCUUCAUUUGUAUCAUUAAUUUAUCCACCUUUGGUUCAAGGACUAGAGUGAAAAACAACUGUGAAUUUUCGUCGGGCAACUGUGGCCAAUAUUGGAAGAAUGAUGCUUCUUGUUUUGUAUUUCUUGUCUUGCUAACCUGCAUCUAAUGUAUUGAUCAUUUGAAAAUGUUACAUAUUUUUAAUAAAUUACUUAACAUUUUUCUCGUAUAA
This is a messenger RNA of Vicia villosa (hairy vetch), 2541 nucleotides long. Its product is annotated as probable serine/threonine-protein kinase PBL25. Gene Ontology annotation, biological process: protein phosphorylation. Gene Ontology annotation, molecular function: ATP binding; protein kinase activity. The transcript is spliced from 5 exons. Bases 340 to 2118 code for a protein of 592 amino acids. Lineage: Eukaryota; Viridiplantae; Streptophyta; Magnoliopsida; Fabales; Fabaceae. The record is from RefSeq and is a predicted model, not a curated record.